Messenger RNA from Brassicogethes aeneus, 867 nucleotides. The record is from the annotation of a GenBank genome assembly. Lineage: Eukaryota; Metazoa; Arthropoda; Insecta; Coleoptera; Nitidulidae.
AUGUCAGCAACGUUUAAAAAUGCAAAAAAGAAGCUUUCUCAAACCGAAUUGCGAAAGAUUAUGAAUCAACACAAGGGAAAGGCCCAAAAAGAUGUCAAGAAAAUUGAUUCACCUCUUGCAAAAUAUAAUGAACAGGGACAACUAACUUGCAUAUUAUGUAAAUCAGUGGUUAGAUCAGAGGCAGUUUGGACUAUUCAUAUAAAUGCAAAGCAGCAUAAACAAAAUGUAGAUUUGGCUAAAAAAUUAAAGGAAAGAACUAAUAAUUUUACAAAACCUAUUAAGAGAGCCCUAACACCUCCAAUAGUUAUAGAAGAAGAAGUACCAGAAAAAAAACCCAGGGGAAUAUUAAAAAAUUCUACUUCAAAACCUGAGGAUGUAGGCAGUAGUAAUGGUUUACCAAAUGAUUUUUUUGAUACUUCUAAACCUAAUAAAUCAAACGCUAUCCCUAAAACAACAGCCAAAAUUGUUGAACAAGAAAAAAUGGAAAUUGAAGAGGAUAAUUCUGAAUUACCUGAAGGCUUUUUUGAUGAUCCUAAAUUAGAUGCAAAGGCUAGACAUCAAGAAUAUAAAGAUCCUGUUGAGGAAGAAUGGGACAAAUUCCUUAAAGUUAUAAAAGAAGCUGACAAUCAAAGUAAUGCUAUAAUUGCUGAAGAUCAAGAAGAAUCAACAGCAGAAAGGCAAAUUGAUGAAAUAGAUGAGCAAAUGAAGCAUUUAUCCAAGGUAUUAGAAUUUGAAAAGAAAAAAGAAGAAGUUAUAACUGUUACCAGUGAUUUAAAACCUCUUGAGAAAAUGGAUGAAGAAAAUGAUGAAGCAGAAGAUGAGUUUGAUGAAUAUUUAGAUUGGAGAUCUAAAAAAUCGUUUAAAUAA